UUGUCCUAAUGCCAUCUAAAACUGAGAUUUGACACAAAUAACACAAGUAUAAAAAUUUCAAUUUUUUAUCACUUAUUUAUUUAAUCAUCACUCUGGUGGAUUAAAACUGAUUUACAUUUAUUAGGAUAGGAGGUCAGGUCAGGUACUUAGAGAAAAAUUAAUAAAAAUAGGUAGAAGAAAAUAAUAAAAAUAGAACACUGCUCGGCAAAAAAAAUAGGACACUAUCUUGAAUAAUAACCGUCACUUCUUCCUCUGUAUUUGCAAUUCAAUACCGUUAAUCAAAAGGAAAAAACAGUCCUCUCAGAAUCCUUGAAACCUAUCAUACAUUCUUGAAACCUCUCAAACAUUAACGUCCCUACCAUUUUUCAUCACCUUGAAAGGUUUGCACAGCCUCAUUUGAGCGAGCAAAAAGGUUUUGUUUAUCGUGUGUAGUUUUUGUGAAAAGCUCCAGGUUUCGUAGAAAUGGGUGGUGCAGAAGCCCCAGGUGCAAGAGAGCUUGACCAGACACCCACAUGGGCAGUCUCUGCAGUUUGUGCUGCCAUUGUCAUGAUCUCUAUCGUCCUGGAGAAGGUUCUUCAUUGGAUUGGAGAGUGGUUUCAAGAAAGACACAAGAAAGCUCUGUAUGAAGCUCUUGAGAAAGUUAAAGCAGAGCUUAUGGUUUUAGGAUUCAUAUCCUUGCUCCUGACUUUCAGUCAGAGCUACAUUUCCCAAAUCUGUAUUAAAGAAAAAUAUGCAAACACAAUGUUGCCUUGCCCCAGAAAGGUCGAACAUGAUGAACAUAAAUCUCCCUCUGUCGCGGAGGAUCAUCAUCGCAGGCUUCUAUGGUACGAUCGCAGAUUUCUAGGUGGUCAUUCCAAUGUUAAAGGAUGCAAACCUGGAUACGUGCCGCUCAUAUCUGUGAAUGGACUGCAUCAGUUACAUAUCUUCAUAUUCUUUUUAGCAGUUUUUCAUGUGUUCUACAGUGCCAUAACAAUGACGCUUGGAAGAUUAAAGAUUCGAGGAUGGAAAGAAUGGGAAAUGGAAAAUCUCAAGGAGCAUGAAGCUAUGAAUGAUCCAACAAGAUUCCGGCUCACUCAUGAGACAUCAUUUGUAAAAAGCCACAUGAGUUUCUGGGCGAAAACGCCAGCCCUCUCUUACAUUGUGUGCUUCUUUCAACAAUUCUUUAUAUCUGUUAGAAAAGCUGACUAUUUAACCAUGAGACAUGGAUUUGUUGCUGUUCAUUUAACACCUGGAAGUAACUUCGACUUUCAAAAGUACAUUAAAAGAUCAUUAGAAGAUGACUUCAAGGUAGUUGUGGGAAUCAGUCCAUUGCUCUGGGCCUCUGUAGUGCUCUUUCUGCUGUGCAAUGUUAAUGGAUGGCAGGCUACGUUCUGGUUUUCUCUUCUUCCUAUAGUCGUAAUCUUAGCAGUUGGAACAAAGCUUCAAGCAAUAAUAACAGAAAUGGCACUUGAAAUACAAGAAAGACAUGCUGUAGUCCAAGGAAUUCCACUUGUGGAAGUCUCUGACAGGCAUUUUUGGUUUAGUUGGCCUCAGCUAGUCCUUUAUCUCAUCCACUUUGUUCUGUUUCAGAAUGCAUUUGAGCUAACAUAUUUCCUGUGGAUAUGGUAUGAGUUCGGGUUGCAUUCGUGUUUUCACGAGAAUUUAACUCUCAUCUUCUUAAGGGUUGCUCUCGGGGCAGGAGCUCAGUUUCUCUGUAGUUACAUUACACUUCCACUGUAUGCCCUUGUUACUCAGAUGGGAUCAACCAUGAAGCGAUCGAUUUUCGAUGAACAAACUUCCAAGGCCUUAAAACAAUGGCACAUGAAAGCUGUGAAGAAAACGCAUGAUGGGAAGCCUGAACACACAGGUACCAGGGCCUUGGGAGGAAGCCCUGGUGAUUCUCCAACUCAUGCACAUAAUGGAGCUCAAGCAGGAGGUGAUAAAGUGGCAGAUGUUGAAGCAGACCAGACAGAUAUUACUGGAGAUCAAGAUGAUCCUAAAAACCCAUAUAGUCAACAUGAUCUACGAAGUUGAUUAUUCUUCAUUGUAGCACAGAACAAAAGGUUUGAUGUUUUAGGGUAGCAAACACAAAGCCAUAUUAGUUAAUAGUUACCGUUUUUUUUUUUUUUUUGAAAAAAAUUAUUAGCUUCCUUGUCACUAUUGGAUUGGAAGGUUAAUUCUUGUUUGCAAUAAAUAUUAUUCACAGAUCUUAUACUCAGUUUUUUAUACAAU
Molecule: messenger RNA, 2211 nt
Organism: Manihot esculenta (cassava)
Lineage: Eukaryota; Viridiplantae; Streptophyta; Magnoliopsida; Malpighiales; Euphorbiaceae
Product: MLO-like protein 9
Exons: 15
Coding region: 463-2013 (516 amino acids)
Biological process (GO): defense response
Cellular component (GO): membrane
Source: RefSeq, a predicted model, not a curated record